Iphiclides podalirius (scarce swallowtail) is the source of this 561-nucleotide messenger RNA. Lineage: Eukaryota; Metazoa; Arthropoda; Insecta; Lepidoptera; Papilionidae. The record is from the annotation of a GenBank genome assembly.
AUGGCUGACGGCGGUCUCAAGAGAAACAUCCCCAUCAAGCUCGGCGACUUCUCGGUCAUCGACACGGAGUUCUCGAGCAUCAGGGAGAGGUUCGACGCCGAAAUGAGAAAAAUGGAGGAAGAAAUGAGCAAGUUCCGCUCGGAGCUGAUGAACAGGGAGAGCAACAACUUCUUCAAGAGCACGACGAGCUCCUCAACAACAACACAACACAGCGACAGCCGACAGCUGGCUGAACCUAGCCACUGGGACAGUCUGAACUCUCCUCUGAUCCAGGAUGAGGGUGAUGGCAAAUCCCUGAAGUUACGAUUCGAUGUCAGCCAGUACACUCCAGAAGAGAUCGUCGUUAAGACAGUCGAUAACAAGUUGCUAGUGCACGCGAAGCACGAAGAGAAAUCCGACACAAAGUCUGUGUACAGAGAAUAUAACAGAGAGUUCCUGCUCCCAAAGGGCACCAAUCCCGAGGCUAUUAAAUCGUCCUUGUCCCGGGACGGUGUACUUACCGUGGAGGCACCACUGCCUCAGCUCGCCAUCACCGACAGGAACAUCCCCAUCCAAAAGCAC